Callorhinus ursinus (northern fur seal) is the source of this 8891-nucleotide messenger RNA. NCBI's taxonomy places the organism in Eukaryota, Metazoa, Chordata, Mammalia, Carnivora, Otariidae. The record is from RefSeq and is a predicted model, not a curated record.
CAUUUGUCCUGUGCAUUCACAUUCUUUCUUCAUGGGGAAAGUAAUGUAUGCACAAGUGUGGAGAUUGCCCAACACCAGCCAAUUUAUUUGAUCAAUGAGGAGCAUAUACACAUGGCUCAGUCUUCACCUGCACCAUUUCAAGUACUGGUAAGUCCUUAUGGCUUAAAUGGCACGCUAACAGGCCAAGCAUACAAGAUGUCAGACCCAGCCACCCGUAAGUUGAUCGAGGAAUGGCAGUAUUUCUACCCAAUGGUGCUGAAAAAGAAAGAAGAAUUGAAAGAAGAGGAGGAGUUGGGAUAUAAUGAUGAUUUCCCUGUGGCAGUCGAAGUAAUUGUUGGUGGUGUUCGGAUGGUUUAUCCUUCGGCAUUUGUUUUGAUCUCUCAGAAUGACAUCCCAGUUCCUCAGAGUGUUGCCGGUGCUGGAGGCCAUAUUACAGUGGGGCAGCAGGGACUUGGUAGUGUGAAGGACCCAAGUAACUGUGGGAUGCCUCUUACGCCUCCCACCUCUCCAGAACAGGCUGUCAUAGGGGAGAGUGGAGGUACACAGAGUGCGGUCAGUCACCUAGGCUCCCAAGACGGGGGGAUGAUAACUAUGCACAGUCCAAAGAGAUCGGGGAAGAUUCCUCCAAAACUCCACAAUCAUAUGGUCCAUCGAGUCUGGAAGGAAUGCAUCCUCAACAGAACCCAGUCCAAGAGGAGCCAAAUGUCAACUCCAACUCCUGAAGAAGAGCCUGCUAAUAAUCCUGCUACUUGGGAUUUUGUGGACCCAACCCAAAGAGUCAGCUGUUCCUGUUCUAGGCAUAAACUUUUAAAACGUUGUGCAGUAGGACCCAAUCGACCUCCCACAAUAUCUCAACCAGGGUUCAGUGCAGGACCAUCAUCAUCUUCAUCUUUACCACCUCCUGCGUCUAAGCACAAAACAACAGAAAGACCGGAAAAGGGAGACAAAUUGCAAAAGAGACCCUUGAUACCAUUUCACCAUAGGCCCUCUGUGGCUGACGAGUUCUGUAUGGAGCAGGAUACACCAGGACAGAAGCUAGGGUUGGCAGGGAUAGACUCCUCCUUAGAGGUGUCUAGCAGUAGGAAGUAUGAUAAACAAAUGGCUGUGCCUUCCAGAAAUACAAGCAAGCAAAUGAAUCUGAAUCCUAUGGAUUCACCUCAUUCCCCUAUUUCCCCUCUGCCGCCAACACUCAGCCCUCAACCACGAGGUCAGGAAACAGAGAGUUUGGACCCGCCAUCUGUCCCUGUGAACCCAGCUCUCUAUGGAAAUGGGCUAGAACUCCAGCAGUUGUCGACUCUGGAUGACAGAACUGUCCUCGUAGGCCAAAGACUGCCUCUGAUGGCAGAGGUCAGCGAGACAGCCUUAUAUUGUGGGGUUAGGCCCUCGAACCCUGAGUCAUCAGACAAGUGGUGGCACAGUUAUCGCCUCCCCCCCAUUGAUGAUACUGAGUUCCGGCCCCCAGAGCUCCAGGGCGACAGAUGUGAUGCCAAAAUGGAGGUAAACUCAGAGAGCACUGCGUUGCAAAGACUCUUAGCACAACCUAACAAACGGUUUAAAAUCUGGCAAGAUAAGCCACCCCAGAUGCAGCCACUCCACUUCCUUGACCCAUUGCCACUAGCUCAACAACCUGGAGAUAGUUUGGGAGAAGUCAAUGAUCCAUAUACCUUUGAGGAUGGCGACAUAAAAUACAUCUUUACGGCAAACAAGAAAUGCAAACAAGGGACAGAGAAAGAUUCCCUGAAAAAGAAUAAGUCAGAGGAUGGAUUUGGUACCAAGGAUGUCACUACACCAGGUCAUUCCACGCCGGUGCCUGAUGGGAAAAAUGCCAUGUCUAUUUUCAGUUCUGCUACUAAAACAGACGUCCGGCAGGAUAAUGCUGCUGGCAGAGCUGGCUCCAGUAGCCUUACACAGGUGACAGACCUGGCACCUUCCCUGCAUGACUUAGACAACAUCUUUGAUAAUUCCGAUGAUGACGAACUUGGGGCUGUAUCACCUGCGCUGCGUUCAUCAAAAAUGCCUGCAGUUGGGGCAGAAGACCGACCUCUUGGGAAGGAUGGAAGAGCUGCUGUUCCUUACCCACCAAUUGCAGACUUGCAAAGGAUGUUCCCCACUCCUCCUUCCUUGGAACAGCACCCUGCAUUUUCUCCUGUAAUGAAUUAUAAAGAUGGAAUCAGUUCAGAGACAGUGACUGCAUUAGGCAUGAUGGAGAGCCCUAUGGUCAGUAUGGUUUCAACACAGCUCACUGAAUUCAAAAUGGAAGUAGAAGAUGGAUUAGGAAGUCCCAAGCCAGAGGAAGUAAAGGACUUUUCAUAUGUGCACAGAGUUCCAGCCUUUCAACCUUUUGUGGGAUCCUCCAUGUUUGCUCCACUGAAGAUGUUGCCGAGCCAAUGCUUGCUACCUCUGAAGAUCCCUGACGCCUGUCUGUUUCGGCCUUCGUGGGCAAUCCCUCCGAAAAUUGAACAACUGCCCAUGCCGCCUGCAGCCAUUUUCAAUAGAGAUGGCUACAAUAAUGUGCCUAGUGUCGGGAGCCUAGCAGACCCAGACUACCUGAAUACACCACAGAUGAACACUCCGGUGACGCUGAACAGCGCUGCCCCAGCCAGCAACAGUGGAGCAGGAGUUUUGCCAUCUCCAGCAACCCCUCGCUUCUCUGUCCCCACACCACGAACCCCCAGGACCCCAAGAACUCCCAGAGGUGGGGGCACUGCCAGUGGUCAAGGGUCGGUUAAAUAUGAUAGCACCGAUCAGGGGUCACCAGCUUCUACCCCCUCUACCACGCGGCCCCUGAACUCUGUGGAGCCUGCCACCAUGCAGCCAAUUCCUGAAGCCCACAGUCUCUAUGUCACCCUGAUUCUCUCGGAUUCUGUGAUGAAUAUCUUUAAAGACAGAAACUUUGACAGCUGUUGCAUCUGUGCCUGCAACAUGAACAUCAAAGGGGCCGAUGUCGGGCUUUACAUCCCCGAUUCUUCCAACGAGGACCAGUAUCGCUGUACCUGUGGGUUUAGUGCGAUUAUGAAUCGCAAACUUGGCUACAAUUCGGGACUCUUCCUGGAAGAUGAGUUGGAUAUUUUUGGGAAGAAUUCUGAUAUUGGUCAGGCUGCGGAGAGGCGCUUAAUGAUGUGUCAGACUACCUUCCUCCCUCAGAUGGAGGGAGUCAGAAAGUCCCCGGAGCCACCUAUAAGCCUCCUCCUCCUCCUCCAGAAUCAACAUACACAACCUUUUGCUUCACUGAGUUUCCUGGACUACAUUUCCUCUAACAGUCGCCAGACUCUUCCCUGUGUAAGCUGGAGUUACGACCGGGUGCAAGCAGAUAAUAAUGAUUACUGGACGGAAUGCUUUAAUGCCUUGGAGCAGGGCCGUCAGUAUGUGGAUAAUCCCACGGGUGGAAAAGUAGAUGAAGCUCUGGUGAGAAGUGCCACUGUGCACUCUUGGCCUCACAGCAACGUGUUAGACAUCAGCAUGCUCUCCUCCCAAGAUGUGGUCCGCAUGCUGUUGUCACUGCAGCCCUUUCUCCAAGAUGCCAUCCAAAAGAAGCGCACGGGCAGGACCUGGGAGAACAUACAGCAUGUGCAGGGACCACUGACCUGGCAGCAGUUCCACAAAAUGGCAGGACGGGGAACCUAUGGUUCAGAAGAAUCUCCUGAGCCAUUGCCCAUUCCCACUCUGCUGGUAGGCUAUGACAAAGACUUCCUCACCAUCUCACCAUUCUCUUUGCCAUUUUGGGAGAGGCUGUUGUUGGACCCAUAUGGGGGCCACCGUGAUGUUGCCUAUAUUGUGGUGUGUCCAGAAAAUGAGGCCUUGCUCGAAGGAGCCAAAACUUUUUUCAGGGACUUGAGCGCUGUAUAUGAGAUGUGUAGGCUUGGGCAGCACAAGCCCAUUUGCAAAGUGCUACGAGAUGGGAUCAUGCGUGUGGGAAAGACCGUGGCCCAGAAGCUGACUGACGAGCUUGUGAGCGAGUGGUUCAACCAGCCGUGGAGCAGUGAGGAGAAUGACAAUCAUUCCAGACUCAAACUUUAUGCGCAAGUUUGCCGCCAUCACCUAGCACCUUAUCUAGCCACUCUGCAGCUCGAUAGCAGCCUGUUGAUACCACCUAAGUACCAGUCCCCACCAGCAGCAGCACAGGGACAAGCUACACCUGGGAAUGCUGGGCCUCUAGCUUCAAAUUCAGGAUCAGCAGCGCCCUCAACUGGCAGUGCAUUCAAUCCCACCUCUAACAGCAGUUCUGGGAACCCGACAGCAAGUAGCUCCGCAUCUGGUUCCUCUGUGCCACCCGUCUCAUCAUCUGCCCCUGCUCCUGUUAUUAACCAGAUCAGCACUACCUCUUCUUCAGGAUUCAGUGCUAGUGUUGGAGGGCAGAACCCCAGCACUGGGGCCAGUUCUGCAGAUAGAACACAAGGGAACAUAGGCUGUGGUGGAGACACUGAGCCUGGGCAGAGCUCCUCUCAGCCCUCUCAGGAUGGACAAGAAAGUGUCACAGAACGAGAGAGAAUAGGAAUUCCCACUGAGCCUGACUCUGCAGACAGCCAGGCCUAUCCUCCAGCUGUUGUCAUUUACAUGGUGGACCCCUUCACUUACACUGCAGACGAAGACUCCACUUCUGGAAACUUUUGGCUGUUGAGUUUGAUGCGCUGCUACACAGAGAUGCUAGAUAAUUUACCUGAGCAUAUGAGAAAUUCUUUCAUUCUCCAGAUUGUGCCUUGCCAGUACAUGCUGCAGACAAUGAAGGACGAACAAGUUUUCUACAUUCAAUACUUGAAGUCCAUGGCGUUUUCAGUGUACUGCCAGUGCCGGCGACCUCUGCCCACACAGAUCCACAUUAAGUCCCUCACGGGAUUCGGGCCUGCUGCCAGCAUCGAGAUGACCCUCAAGAACCCAGAGCGACCCAGCCCAAUCCAGCUUUAUUCCCCUCCUUUUAUACUGGCCCCAAUCAAAGACAAGCAGACGGAGCUGGGAGAGACAUUUGGGGAGGCGAGCCAGAAAUACAACGUGCUCUUUGUGGGCUACUGUCUGUCUCAUGACCAGCGCUGGCUUUUGGCUUCCUGCACUGACCUCCAUGGGGAAUUAUUAGAAACUUGUAUUGUAAAUAUUGCUUUACCAAACAGAUCACGGAGGAGUAAAGUGUCUGCACGUAAAAUUGGACUACAGAAGUUAUGGGAGUGGUGCAUAGGUAUUGUCCAAAUGACAUCUCUACCCUGGAGAGUUGUAAUUGGCCGACUUGGGCGGCUUGGCCAUGGGGAGCUUAAAGAUUGGAGUAUCCUCCUUGGAGAAUGUUCACUACAGACAAUCAGCAAACGGCUCAAGGACGUGUGCCGGAUGUGUGGAAUCUCUGCCGCAGACUCUCCUUCAAUCCUUAGUGCCUGCCUGGUUGCCAUGGAGCCCCAGGGGUCCUUCGUAGUGAUGCCAGAUGCCGUCACAAUGGGUUCCGUUUUUGGCCGAAGUACCGCUCUAAACAUGCAGUCAUCUCAGCUGAACACCCCUCAAGAUGCUUCCUGUACACACAUCUUGGUGUUCCCAACAUCGUCAACCAUCCAGGUGGCUCCAGCCAACUAUCCCAAUGAAGAUGGGUUUAGCCCCAACAAUGAUGACAUGUUUGUUGACCUUCCAUUCCCAGAUGAUAUGGACAAUGACAUUGGCAUAUUAAUGACUGGGAACCUCCAUUCCUCUCCCAACUCCUCCCCAGUUCCUUCCCCAGGCUCUCCUUCUGGAAUUGGUGUGGGCUCUCACUUCCAGCACAGUCGGAGUCAGGGUGAGCGUCUUCUCUCUAGAGAGGCACCUGAGGAGCUGAAGCAGCAGCCUCUGGCCCUCGGGUAUUUUGUGUCAACUGCCAAAGCGGAGAAUCUCCCCCAGUGGUUUUGGUCAUCGUGUCCCCAGGCUCAGAAUCAGUGCCCCCUCUUCCUAAAGGCUUCGCUGCAUCACCACAUUUCUGUAGCACAGACGGACGAACUUCUCCCUGCCAGGAAUUCUCAGCGGGUUCCACAUCCUCUUGACUCCAAAACCACAUCUGAUGUUUUAAGGUUUGUUUUGGAGCAGUACAACGCUCUGUCCUGGCUCACGUGCAAUCCGGCCACCCAGGACCGUACCUCCUGCCUUCCCGUCCACUUUGUGGUGCUCACUCAGUUGUACAAUGCCAUCAUGAAUAUACUUUAAUUGGAAAAGCACUUGUUCUCUCUGGCUCAGUUCCUCCUCCCUGCAACCUCAGUCCAAGGAACCUGCUACACUCUGCAAAUGCCCCACAUCCUCUUGAGACCACUCUCCACAGUCCUGCACUGUGAUUACUCCUCAGCAGGCACAUGUCAUUUCUGCAGUGUUCAUUACCAGAGGGAUUCACUGACACUUCUCUCAUGGACCUGGAAACUUCCAAUAAGCAGUGACUUUUAGCCAGUGUUACGGUGUGUGCAGCCCCAAACCACUGGUCCACAGGAAGUUUUUUAUUGUUGGUUUUUAAGAGGGAAACAGAAGAGACAGUAUCCUUUUGCACAAGAGUCUGUGUUUCCAGUCUCUGUUUAAAAACAAGGGCAGUUUAGCCCUUUUGGAUGAAAUCCUCUAGUUAUUGGUGUAUGGCCUGUGGGUUACCUGAACUCCAUAAUCUGGGACUUUUUAAAAAUAAGAACCAGCUCAAGUAUAUGACUUCUUAACGGGGUUUCUGUCUCCCUAGUGCUCCCAUCUAGAUUGGCAUGAAUGCUUUGGUUGACUUCAUACCUGUGUGUAGAUAGAAAAGGUCUGGAGACAUCUUCAUUUUGUUUAUUUAUUUUAAGUUGUUUUGUCAUUUUUUUUGUGACUUUCUUUUGAUUUUUUUUUUUUUUUUUUUUAAAUUCAUGAGGACCAGGUACAGUAGCUGAAACCCAACUCAGAUCUACCAUAGGAUUCUUUGACUACAUACCUCUGUCCUAGAAGCUGGAAAAGGAGUGAAAAGAGAUUGGGGAGAUAUGCCUAAAAAGUAAUAUAUUCAAAACCACCCAGCAGUAGGCUUUAUUAUUAAGAACAAACUGGGUAAACAUUCUGCCAUGUUUCUUAUUAAAAGUGGCCAGCGUUUCAUGAAGGAUAACAUUUUUAUACAGAAGGCAGGCAGUCAAGCUCAACCCAGAGCCAUGGAGGCAAGUACCUUCAUUAGUUUUAUAUAGUCACAAUGGAAAUAUAUUUUCUAGUGAAUUCUUAUUGAAAGCCAGGUCUCUCCUCUCAUUAGAUCAAAAGGGACUCAUGUACAUAUCAUAAUUGAAAGUGUUUGCUCAUAAAAUCAGUUAUAAAUAUGGUGACUUUUUUCUGGACCAUAGGAAUAUUAUUUCAAAGAAAUAUUACAACUUAACCAUUAAAUUAGUACUUGAAGUUGAGCCUUUGUGGUGGGACUUUUUUAAAAAAAAAAAUAAUGCCUUUUUAAAGCAUUAAUGGCUAAUUGAAGUAUUUUAUGACUCCUCAUUUCAGGCCCAAGAGGGUUGUCUUUAAGACCCCGUUUCUGACCCUGACAUCACAGCACGUUUCUGUCUGAGGGCAGUGGGCGUGGGCUUGCCUCCCGCAAGCCGCUCUGGUCAGACUGUUGAGCUCUAGUCAUCUGUGGAGAGAAUCAUGCAAAUUUUAAAGUUCUUCCAAGAGACUUCCAUAUCCUGGUUAUUAACAAAAAAACAAAAAAAAAAAAAAGGAAAAAUGUAAUAACUGAUAUGAUUUUGUAAAAGUAUUUUUCUUGAAAUAAUCUAACGUUUAAAACAUUAUAUUAAAAAAAAGUUGUGUGGUGGGAAUAUGUAAGCAGAGAAAUAACUUGUAAAUGGAUAAUUUUAUUCUCUGUACCACCAAUUGGGGGGGGUGACUUUCGCAAUGUAUAGGUUAAAAAAAAAUCUGAUAUAUCAAACCAUUUGUAUCUAAUGUGUACAGUGUAAAAUUGACUUUAAAAAUAUUGCAGUGCUAUUUUUUCUUAAUCAGAAAGGAAAAAUUCUCAAGGCCUUUUGAAGAGCAUAAGAUGAUGAAGAUUGUAAACUUGUAUAAAAUUAUCUUGGUGAGAAGACAAAUUGUAAAGUAGAUAUUUGUAAUCUUUUACCACUUUGGGGUUGCUUUUUUUCCCAGAAUUCAUCAGAACUUUGAAUUUUUUUUUUUUUUUUUAAUAUGGGCUGUUUUUAAUGCAGGGGCUUUUCUUCCCUAGAAACCCAAUUCUAAGCAAAAAAAGAAAAAAAAACACAAAAAACAAAAAACCCCUACAAAAAUUAAAAAAAAAAGCAGCAAAGGGUAGUUUUCAUCUGGUGUCUUUUAUUUAAGUUUUUUAAGUUAAGAAAAGCUGGUGACAUAUUUAUACGUUUUUGUGCAAAAAUAAAUGAAUGGCAAUAGAUUUUAAAAAAUCUUAUUAUGUACUUCUGUGUGAAAAAGUCUGUAUAAUAUUUCCCUUAAAUAUGCAUUAUUUUACUUGUGAGUUUUUUACUGAAUUAAUCUGAAAUGUACAAGCCCUGGAUUUGCUACAGAGUGAGAAGUUAUUUUAUUUUUUUUUUAUUUUUAAUUUUGGAAAUUCUGCAAAAAUCAGAACUCUUACCAUGGUUUGAACUAAAAAGGGGAAAUGGGGAGGGGAGAGGGUGGGAUUGUCCAGCAUGCUUGUAUGUAUAUUUCAGAACCUUUUUUAAAUGUAAAAGCUGUACAUUUCUGGGAAGUUCUGAAUUUCUUUUGUUUCCUUUUUUCCUUCAAGCAUUUUGCAGUGAGCUUCUUUUAUAUAUAGCAAACAAUUUGAAAGAAUACAAAAAUAUGUGAAGUUCAUUUAAAACUACAGUAUAGCGCUGGUACAGUACACUAAAGACUUUGAUAAAAAGAAACAAUACUAAAAGGCCUCCAUUUUAAAUGUCAUUCAUAUAUACCUUGUGAAUGAGAGCUAUAUACUUUUACACACUUUUUUAGAGGAAUAAAUUAUUGAAUUACUGAAA